Cryptosporidium ubiquitum is the source of this 315-nucleotide messenger RNA. RefSeq lists its product as uncharacterized. The transcript is spliced from 2 exons. Bases 1 to 315 code for a protein of 104 amino acids. Lineage: Eukaryota; Apicomplexa; Conoidasida; Eucoccidiorida; Cryptosporidiidae. The record is from RefSeq and is a predicted model, not a curated record.
AUGAAUGCAAAGACACGCUGCAAAGAAACCGUGAAUGAUUGUGUAAACAAAAUGAUGGAGAAUAUGAAUCGAAUUAUUGAACAAAGCCAAAUUUCAACGUUGGAGGGUACUGCGUACGAUUCAUAUCUAUCUUCGUUUUCCAUGAAAAUUCAAAUUCAUAAAAUUAUCCAAUGUUGCCAAAAAAUACAACAGGUCGCUGCUGAAAUUACUUUAAAUGACUUAUUAAAUGAUCCAAAGCAUAAAUUUAAUCAGGUCCAGUUAUAUAAGCAAAACUAUCUGACAAAACUAUCAGAAAUAGAUAACUUCCAAAUAUAA